Molecule: messenger RNA, 351 nt
Organism: Letharia columbiana
Lineage: Eukaryota; Fungi; Ascomycota; Lecanoromycetes; Lecanorales; Parmeliaceae
Exons: 2
Coding region: 1-351 (116 amino acids)
Biological process (GO): protein polyubiquitination
Cellular component (GO): nucleus
Molecular function (GO): ubiquitin conjugating enzyme activity
Source: RefSeq, a predicted model, not a curated record
AUGAAGGGUUUCCCUGGUACAGCUUACGAAGCCGGUCUCUGGCACCUCGACAUCCUCAUCCCGCCCUCCUACCCGCUCGCCCCGCCCAAGAUCACCUUCACAACGCCCAUCUGCCACCCAAACGUGGAUUUCAAAACCGGCGAAAUCUGCCUCGACCUCUUGAAAACGUCGUGGUCACCUGCGUACACGCUCACAUCUACAUUGGAGGCUGUACACCAGUUGCUUGCGUAUCCGGAGGUGGAUAGUCCGUUCAAUGUGGAUAUAGCGACGCUGUUGAAGGGUGGGGAUAAGAUUGGCGGGGAGAGUUUGGUCCGAUUUUGGUGUGGGGAGAGGAGGUGGGGUGGCGGUUAA